GCACUGAUAGGCGGCACUGAUGAUGGGAACUGAUAGAUGGCACUGACUGGCAUCACUGCUGGGCACAACCCCUGGGCACUGACUGGUGGCACUGACUGGCAGCACUGCUGGGCUGCACUGGUGGGUGGCACUGGUGGGCGGCACUGGUGGGUGGCACUGGUGGGCGGGCACUGGUGGGCGGGCACUGGUGGGCACAGGUGGGUGGCACUGCAGAGUGGCACAGGUGGGCGGAGCUAGUGGGCGCACUGCUGGGCACAGGUGGGCGGAACUUGCGGGUGGCACUGCUGGGCACCGAUCAUCAGGGCACUGAUCAUCAGUGCCCUGAUGAUCGGUGCCGAUCCCCGCUCUGACAACUGCCGGUUCUCGGCAGUACUUUCCUCACGAUCUGACAGCGUGAGGAAAGUGCAGCCGAGAACCGGCACUUGCAU
This is a messenger RNA of Staurois parvus, 428 nucleotides long. Lineage: Eukaryota; Metazoa; Chordata; Amphibia; Anura; Ranidae. The record is from the annotation of a GenBank genome assembly.